Arabidopsis thaliana (thale cress) is the source of this 771-nucleotide messenger RNA. It is a transcript of the gene MYB22, whose product is annotated as myb domain protein 22. Gene Ontology annotation, molecular function: DNA binding; sequence-specific DNA binding; DNA-binding transcription factor activity. The record is from RefSeq and is marked reviewed. Gene Ontology annotation, cellular component: nucleus. Lineage: Eukaryota; Viridiplantae; Streptophyta; Magnoliopsida; Brassicales; Brassicaceae. The coding region runs from base 1 to 771 and encodes 256 amino acids. Gene Ontology annotation, biological process: response to abscisic acid; positive regulation of response to salt stress; stomatal complex formation. The transcript has 3 exons.
AUGGGUGAACCUCAAUUAUUUGAUGUGCCAGUGCUAGAAGGUAUCAAAAAUACAACCAACGAAAUCAUGAAUCAACUUGAAGAUGAUAAGAUGAAAAAAACUUAUGAGAAUAAAAAGGAGGCGAGCACAAGCAAAUAUUUGAAGAAAAGUGACAUCACCAAAAAAAGAUGGACAGAAUCUGAGGACAUAAAAUUGAAAGAGAUGGUGGCACUUGAACCCAAAAAAUGGACAAAGGUCGCAAAACAUUUUGAAGGACGAACACCAAAACAAUGCAGAGAGAGGUGGCAUAACCAUGCUCGUCCUAACGUUAAGAAAACUACUUGGAGUGAAGAAGAAGAUCAAAUACUAAUUGAAGUACACAAAGUAAUUGGUGCCAAAUGGAUCCAGAUCUCAGAGCAACUUCCGGGGAGGAGCUAUAACAAUGUUAAGAACCAUUGGAAUACCACAAAGCGUCGGGUGCAAAAUAAAAGUGGUCGAACUGUCAACCGUGUCGGCAAUAACAUCCUUGAAAACUACAUAAGGAGUAUCACAAUCAACAACGAUGAUGAAUCUGAUGGUGAACCGACAAACAUUGAGAAUUAUCAUGAUGACUCUGAAGAUAUGUUAUAUGGGGAGAUGAAUUUGAGUCCAGAGGCUAUAACGCAGACCACCAAACCAUUGACCGAUGCUUCUACAAUAUCACCUUAUAUUCCGAUGCCAAAAGAAAACUAUACUCUGGAGGUUUGUGAAUCACUGGAGGACUAUCUAGAGCUGCUGCGUUGGUGGGAUUAA